Messenger RNA from Alosa alosa (allis shad), 4292 nucleotides. RefSeq names its product adhesion molecule with Ig-like domain 3 (gene amigo3). NCBI's taxonomy places the organism in Eukaryota, Metazoa, Chordata, Actinopteri, Clupeiformes, Clupeidae. The record is from RefSeq and is a predicted model, not a curated record. The coding region runs from base 985 to 2325 and encodes 446 amino acids. Gene Ontology annotation, molecular function: protein binding. The transcript has 4 exons. Gene Ontology annotation, biological process: brain development.
AGCAGGGAGAAGGAACGAGAGAGACACACCACAAGGCGAUGUGCAAGUCAGAAAGAUGGUGUGGAAAGACAGACCAAUAGGGAGAGACACGGCUCAUUAAGCUGCAGAGUAAAUGUAAUAAUGAAACAGAGUGAAAACAGAGGAAAGGUCAAGAGAAGAGAGGAGUGACAGAGCAAAAUGGAGAACUAACAGCAACACAAGUACCAGAAGGAGUGAGAAGGAUGGAGAAAAGGGCUGGAAUUCUAUGCAUCUGGAUGUGAGGGGGAGCUCUAAGUAUUCAUCAAAACACCUCUAAUGACGUAUUGUACUUAACUUCUGGGAUCUUUGAUGGAGAUUGAGAUUGUGAUGAACACUUAGCAGAAACAUGGGAGAUGGAUGUUCUGAGCUAAGGAGAAAAGCUGAAAGCCUGCUGGUAAAUGGAUAUGACUGCACUCGAUGACUAUCCAUCCAGACUCUUUACUGUUAACUAAAGGGCAACUAAAGGGACCAUAUAUUCAAAGUAAAAAGUGACGCAUAUAACAUUAAGUCAAUGCUCUCUAAUUAUUGAGUGUUAAGAUAGUUUGGAAAAAAAAAACUUUAAAGCCUGUGGUUGCCAAUUGGGUGUUGAUGUAAGUACUUGGGAAGUGCAAAUCAAAUCAAUGGGGAAGCAGAGGCUACUUGGAAGCAACUAUUAUCAGGUUGACUUGAGAAAAGCAUCCUGAUUCUUAGGCAGCACUUAAUGUGUCUUGCUUUUAAAACAACUGAAACCCGCUGUCACCUACUGGAGUAAUCAUGCAAGGCAGAUUCUAAUUUGGGAUAUCCAUUGUAUCUUUUGACAACACAUUGCUCCGUCAGCCCAAUAUGUUUUUCAACUGUUUACACAGUUUGGUCUUUCCACAAUUUGGCAUCUGAUUUUCCAAAAACACUGGGACGUGCUCAAAGCUUAUUUGUUCUCAUAAAUUCAGGUUCAUUUGCAAAAAUUCCUUGCAGUAUACUGCCAGCACCAUGUUGUCGGCUUGGGGUGUGGCCAUAACCUUGAUACUGGGCUCAGUCCCACUGAAACAGGCUGGAGGCAGCUGUCCUUCAAAGUGUCUGUGUGCAUCUGAUAUCCUUAGCUGCAGCUCCCUCGGCUUGGAGCAACUGCCUGCCACACUGCCCACAACAGCUGCCAUACUAGACUUUAACCACAAUCAACUAUCACAACUUGAAGAACACAGUUUUGCAGAACUGCCUCGGCUGGAUACACUACAACUGGCCCACAACCGACUUAGCAGACUGGCACGAGGGACCUUCCAAAAUGCUAGCAGCCUGAGGCACCUGGAUCUGUCAUCCAACCUCUUCUAUGUUGUGGAGCAGCAUUACUUCCAAGAGCUGGUCGGGAUGGAAGAGCUGCUUCUCUUCAACAACCGCAUCACCCAAGUGGAGAGUCGGGCAUUAGCCGGGCUUAGCAACCUGCACAAGGCCUACCUGAGUCACAACCUUCUCACAGACUUCCCCUUUUUCUCAAUACAGGAGCACAGCCACCCUUUGCUGAGCACACUGGACCUUUCUUCCAAUCGCCUGCCCAAACUACCACUAGAGGACAUCUGGGCCUUGCCUGCUGCAGUGCAGAGUGGUCUCUUUCUACAUAACAACACACUGAUCUGUGACUGCUCCAUGUACAGCCUUUUUCAUCACUGGGAGCAGCGGGGCUUUGCCUCAGCUAGGGAUUACCACCAUGAGCACACCUGUCUGUUGUAUGGAGAACGAAGAGCUUCUGUACGAUUCUUCCAGCAUAGACGCUUCUUUGAAAACUGCACCUUGCACAUACAACAGGGGUUGGUGGGCAAAAAAGACAACAGCUUGCAGGCCUAUGUCGGUGAUUCAAUCACACUUGAGUGCCAGACUUCACUGAGAGGGGAACAGAUGAGACAUGUAUGGGUUUCGCCCCAGCGGGAGUACAUUGCCCCUCCAGGCAACAAUAAUUCACUGCGCAUGCAUGCUAACGGAAGUCUGGAAAUCAUCUCAGCACAGGUCAAAGAUUCUGGGGUGUACUGGUGUAUGGCCCUGGACCACCAGCGCAAUGAGACACAAGAGGUAAAUGUGACAGUGGUAUCACGCCAUGUGGAAUAUGAGCCCUUCAAUACCGGCUUCACUACCCUCCUAGGCUGUGUGGUGAGCCUGGUGCUGGUUCUGAUGUACCUGUACCUGACACCCUGUCGUUGUUGGUGCCGUAAGCAGCCCCCUGCACCCACUACCCCCAGCCCAGCCAAUGAGUGCAGUGCGCAAUCAUCCAUCCUGACACCCACGCCCCCCGCCACCACUGAGGGACCCGGCCGUAAGGCAGAGGCAAAGUGUGUAACAUAAGACUUAAUGGCUCAGUUGCUGUCAUUCCUGCGAUUUCAGCAGCAUCUCAGAAUCUCUCCCUGGACAUCCUGACCUUCUUUGAUCACCAGCACCAUCCUUCAGACUGGAUUUUGACACAGCUUGUGCAGACAAUGACCAAUCACUGCCCUGUCCCUGAUCUAUGGACCACCUCUUCGUCUCCACAGCAACCUGCAAGGACAGCACAGCAGACAUGACUCCCACUAACUAUGAAUACAUAUCACUCAAGAACCUCUCCGUCCACAGCAAACACAUCAUUCAGCCCCAAACCCUAUACAACAACCCUCAGCUGGACACAUGCCAUAUGAUACAAACAACUCAGUCCAUGUCAACUCAGUCAAUACUGUUGAUCACAUAACAUUUUUACUAAGUAUCAAUUUAGGCUACCUACUGAAAUGUCUGUAUAACAUGUCAUUUGCAUACACCAGCGCAUGUACAUAUAACAUUAUAGCUACGUAGUUUAGGGAAGGUAAAAUUAUUGAGAAGAUUGAACUACAAAAAAAAAGGAGGUUAAAAGAUUUGUAACACCAGCCACUAAAUCUGUUAGGGCCCGGACACACCAACCCGAUUAUCGGCCGUCAGACAGUCAGGCGAGGUUGGUGACUCGAGUCGGUUCGGUGUGUCCCAUGCCAUCGUCGGUCGGAGUCGAUAUUGGUGUUCAUUUUGGCCGAUUACACAUGUCCAAUCGGCCAGUGGCCGUCGGCCUCAAUGACCAAUCUGAUUGGUGGAGUGCUAGAACCCUUGACUAGCCUAAACAUGAUCUCAGAUUAGUAGGCCUAUGACAAUUAGCCCUACAUUCAGCGAUGUAAGUUAUGAACCCAUUUUGAUAAACUAUCCUAACAUAUUUUUGCUAUAUUUUUGCUAUAUUUCCACAAUGCACCAGCAGUUUGUUUAGGAUCAGCUUUGCACAAGCAGCGGAAAAGACUACUUUCAUUCUAAGGGACCGAAUAUACAACCCGAAUUCCGAAAAAGUUGUGACGCAGUCAUAACUUGCUAGUUCUCAGAGACUGCAAUUAAUCAUGCCACAGCGGGCCCGGAUAGCAAACAUUGCCUACCUUAUCUUCUAUAUUCUUGUAAAUCCUCUAGGUUUGUAAAUGAAGAGGACAUUGAAUCCAACAUGUGGCAUAACCCCUGUAGAACCUGAUAAUGUAAUAAUUUCCCAAUAAUGUAAUAACUCCCAAUAAUGUAAUAAAACAACUCAUAACUCCAAAAAACAUGAUUACAUGAAAACUGAUAAUGUAAUAAUCCCUGAAAAUGUAAUAAAUUGCAUUUGCCAAAAAUGUAAUAAUCUCUGUACCGAUAAUCUAACAAAUUAUUACAUUAACGGGAGGCUAUUACAUUAUAAGGUUAACCUUACUUUUUCCAGAACCUAAUAAUGUAAUAUUUCUCAAUAUUGUACUAACUUUGGCCAAUGCUGUAGUAACAGGCCACCAUUUAGUGGGGACCAAGUGGUGAAGUUGUGUAGGCGACCACCCACCGUUUUGCUGUGAUCCCAAACUACCUCUACGCUAGCAAAGCAGCAGUCAUAUAGGAUUAGGCAAAAAAAUGUUACAUCUGUUUUUUUUUUUUUUCUAGUAAAUUUGUUUCAAUGAUUUUGCCAAAAUUUCACAAUCUGCCAAUCUGUUGGGUAUGACGACUGGAGCCUUGACCAUGGAUUUCAGGUUUCGGGACAGGGUAUAGAGAUGGAAUAUGGAGGACCAAUUCAAUGUUUGAUGCAAUAUAUUAUACAGAAAUAUCAACAUAACUGAGUAUGUAUGAAAUGACAAUUAAAAAGUACAUACAAGUUGAUGUGAACAACAAAAUCUAAUGCUGAUAAUCUGCCAUGUUCAAAAAAGGAAAUGCCAAAUACUGUCCAUUUGCUACAGAGGGUCCCCGUUAAAAAUUGACACUUCAUUCACGAUAAUGGUGAUUCACGCAGCUGGGUGACAUGUAAGUACAACUGCAGCCGC